Messenger RNA from Columba livia (rock pigeon), 2941 nucleotides. RefSeq names its product chromosome 6 C10orf95 homolog (gene C6H10orf95). The coding region runs from base 512 to 1186 and encodes 224 amino acids. NCBI's taxonomy places the organism in Eukaryota, Metazoa, Chordata, Aves, Columbiformes, Columbidae. The transcript is spliced from 4 exons. The record is from RefSeq and is a predicted model, not a curated record.
AUCGGAAAUGCCAGACUUGAUUAAGAAUGUAGCAAAACAGAGACCAAUGGGGAAGAAGUAACUAGGGGUGGAUUGUCUGUUCAGGAGGAGACUGGCUGGAGGAAGAGGCAUGAUCAUGGAAAAAAAAGUGGAUCCUGAAAUGAUAGAAACAGGGGGUAAGGUAUAAAAUUAUAUGAAGGAAGGAUCGGCUGACUGCAGGAGACAUCUGCAGAUGAUAGUGAAGCCUGAGGGCCCAAACACACUGGGAUGCUGCAGUGAUGCUCCUUGGACAACUUGCUGGACUCUUCAUCAGGGAGGGCAAGAAGAAAGCCAGAAAGAAGGAUCUGAAAGUUUGGGUUCUGGAACAGUGGAGAGGAAAAGGCAAAGUAUUUUGGGAGCUGUGGUGUCAGUCCCCUUGACCUGCACCAAGAUGUGUGAGGAGGGAGAAGCCCUGCCAGAUGGCUGGAUGGUGUUGAGACUCAGCAGCCACUCUGAAGCAACGUCCCUUGUAUAAAACCCCAGCUGCUGUACCAUGUACCAGUCUGGCUUUGUGCCGCGGGAGUAUUACCCAACCGUGAUCCCACCUUCUGCCUAUGCCUACCCACCACUGCGGGCUGGCAGAGCAGAAGACAUGACCAGCUCCAUGAUGUUCCCUCCCAUCCAUGUGCACAACUUCUACAGCCGACCUGUCACCUUUGUGGUGGACCAGAAUGGCUACCCUGACUAUGCAGGAGGUCAGGUGGAAUAUCAUCAUCUCUACAGUGCCUCCCAUCCUUACUUCCGUCCAUACUAUGCCUGGCACUUCCCUCCGAUGGUCCCCAUCCCUCUUUACAAUCCCUAUGUAAACUACAAUCCCUACACUGCCUACCAGAGGUCAGAUCAGUAUCGAGACACAUGGCCAGAAGGCUUCACAAUGAGAGGGGAGCUUCAAUGGGGGAAGCUUGGAAAGGUGUUUGGACCAAGGAAAGACCUCCCAGAGUUUGUGAAGGAUGAUCUUCGAAGAGUUUAUGGCACCUACCCACGAACCAACGUCUCCAUAACCUACCGGAAAGGAGAGUUCUUGAUCAAGGGAGACCCCAAGGUAGGAGAGCAGGAAUAUGCAGUGGAAAAAAAAGUCAUCCAGCAGGCUGUGACCCCCAGUGCCAGUGAGGCAGAUGACAGCAGUGAGGACCAGAACCAUAAGAAGAAAAAGAAACUGAGACGUUGAUGGAGUCAGUCACCCGAUGGACAGAUGCUCCAGAGCCCUCAUGGGAGCCAGCUGACAGCUGUUCUUGGUGCCACUGGCAAGUAGCACAAGUAACGGAUGCCACCACUCCCGUUGGCUUUUAAUUAUUCCCCAUCCUCCACAAGCUUAUGGCAGAUUUACCCUGUUUGCACAAUGCCCAUCCUGUGAAGAAACCACAUGGCACUUGACUGUCUGGGAUCUGCUCUUUCAAAUGAAUGUUUGAUUUUUCACUGGUUUGGUUGAGUGGUCACAGUCUGGUUUGGGGACAUCCAGACAGCAGCCCUUGAUGAGAAAACGGGCCUCUUCCUACCCUGUCCAAGGGAAGCUGGCUCCCUUCCUGGCACUCAGUUAAGGAGAUCAAAGCAGGAUUUCCUCUAGGCUGGGGGCAGUGUGCAUCCCAGAGGAGAGAGGGGUUCCUGAACACUGUAAAAAAAACCCCAAUUUUCUGCAUAUCUUGUCACUGCUGUUUAUGACCAUACCAUUGUGCUUAAUCACCAUGUGAUGCCUGUACACAGCACUUCCCUACAUGCUGGCAGAAGAUCCUAGUGUACCUACCCUCUUGCACUUGGUAAACUGGUGGCCAGUUCUUCUGGACAUGUGUCCUUCUGAAGUCAUUGCUUGAAGCCCUGCUUUGGGUCUGCCUUGGCUCUGGGUGGGGGAUCUGUCUCUCCAGUGAGGUUGCCACAGUGAACCAGAGCAGUACCACAACUUGGUCUCUCGUGAGGGAGUUGUGCUGGAAACCUGGAGGGUUGUGAGGGGCUGGGUCUGACUUACUUGCAAUCUUCUGUACCUUUUAAAUAGUUAUAAACAAUAAAAAUUCCUCAAAUGCAAAUGCUCGUAUUUCUGUUUUUUAGCUACCUGACAGCAGUCUCUCCUGUGAACAAAUGGCGACCUGAUCUGACACCUUUUUCCAAAGUUGGGGAGGACUUCUGGCUUGUUGCUCUUGCGCAACCAUGGUGGGUUAUUCUGCUUGGCAGCACGCUGCUUUGCCUCGGUUUGUUGCUUGACAGCUUCCUCUUUGGGGACCAGCAGGGGCUUUCUGAGCGUACAGGAGAAAUAGGGACCUGCUCUGCUCCCCUGUAGCCUCCCCCUGACAUGCCACAUGGGAGAAAGGCCACCUAGUGCAGGAGGGAGCUGGGUGCUCUCCAUCUGCAUAGCAAAGCAGAGUGUCUAUGAGCGUGAACUUGGAAGCCCUUGGUAGCUCUGAAUUGCUGUAAGGUCAAGGCAAGUGGAUUUUUUUUUUUUUUUUUAAUUAAUGCAACCACCUUUGUUUGUUUAAGCAAUAGCCAGCAUGUCUCAGCAACUAUCUGGAUUUUCCCUUCCCUAAUCAGCUUCUUGGAAAUGGGUUCACUCUGCUGCCAGAUAAAGCUCUGAGAAGGCUGAACCAGAAAAACGGCUGCAGAGAUCUCAACAAGCUGAUGCUCCGUGGCUGUGUUGCAAGAGGUGGCUGUGGGACUUACUGAAUGGGCUGGAAAAGGCCUCCACUAAUGACUGGUGGCUAACCAGUGCUCUGGUGGGGUGCUGGAAGUAGUCUCCUCCCUGUCCCAUGUAGCUGGUGUAGGACACAGCUGGAGAUGGAUGCUGCCUGCCUUGGGAAGGGGCUGCUUUAGCUGAGAUCCUGGAGCAGCUGCAAACCAGCUUCUGGGCAAGGUGGGGGGGAACAUGGGGUUUACCCUGUGGUGUUGAUUGGAUGCUACAUAAAUUAAUAAUAAUAAAUUAAUAAUACUUUAUCCUAAA